Molecule: messenger RNA, 1788 nt
Organism: Fonsecaea pedrosoi CBS 271.37
Lineage: Eukaryota; Fungi; Ascomycota; Eurotiomycetes; Chaetothyriales; Herpotrichiellaceae
Exons: 2
Coding region: 1-1788 (595 amino acids)
Source: RefSeq, a predicted model, not a curated record
AUGGUCAACAAGCUGGUUGGCUGUCCACAGUGGUAUCAUGUGCUGGAAAACGGACCAUUGGGCCAGGCGAUUCUGCGACGAAACCCAGAAGAGGCCAUUCGCCUGCUCCAGCAAAAACCAUCUAUUAUUGGAGAGUUGAAUGAUUGGGGCCACUCCCUUGUGCACCUCAGUAUCGACUGGCCCCUAGGUCUGGUUAUCCUCCUCAAAUAUGGAGCUUCUUCAUUGAUCAAUGUGGAGGACAACAAUGGAGCUAGACCAAUGAAGCUAGCGAUGCAGCUCUCAGAAAUUGCAGCCAUGAUAUUGAUAGCGGCAGGAUCUGGGCUUGAUGACGAUGCUCUUGAGGACUUCAUGCUGUGUGAUCGCUUCAAGGGGGGUUCGCAAGAACUCUUUGUUGUUGCCGUCGAGGGACUUGUUUAUCGAAGAAAGCAGCUUCAGCAAAUAGCAGUGUCGCAUUUGCCUCUAUACAAGCUCUCAUUCGCCGCCGACGCACUCAAAGUUUUGGAUGAGCAAGCCGUUGAGGUGUCCACUGCACUUGAAGAGUCCGGUAUCAGGAUUCCAGGAGCUCUGUCCACUCCCAAGCGACAGACAACCAUAUAUCACAGCCUGCGCGUCCGUGCCGGACUUGCACAGAAAUUUUUCAACAAUGAUUUCGAGGAUAUUGACGGGCGUGACUACCGAGGCUAUACGCCUCUUAUGGGGAUAUAUAGGUGGUGCAGCGGACCUCUGACCCUCCAAUAUGCUCAAUGGCUCUAUGAUCGCGGCGCCAGUUUGCUUUGCCAAUUUCCUACAUGCACGAAUAGCAACUGCGAGGAGACAGAUGAGCAUCAGAGGCCAACUGCGCUCAGAGCAAUCCAUACGGCAGCAUUCAUGCUCGGGCGGACACUCUUCGACUUCCGGUGGAAUGUGUUGGACUUAAACUCUACUUGUGCGACAGACUGUUUCGAGCUUCUUUCGACUAUUGUCUCCUCCAACGUGUCCGACGGCUGUUCCUGUGCUUGUUCUAGCCAAGGAUGUAUUCCGGUUCUGAAUUUAUUGAGCAAUCCCAGUCCAGUCAAUGGGCAUCAUUCAAGCUAUUGGUUCUUGCGGUGGCUGGACUUAUAUUUCCCGUAUGAUUUUCCUCGACUGUUUCUGAAAGUUCUGAGACUGUACACUUUUCAGAGUCUCGGCCUGACGCACACCUGUUGCCGAAAUGGCUGUCUUCGGUAUGCCGGUCGGUGUCAUGACCCCUCCCAAAAACCCUGCCCGUUUUCGAUCCCUGUUGAUGACGAGAUUCAAGAGAUUCAGGACGAAGAAAGACAUCUGAUAUCUCUUCUUGAAACACUUAUGGUGGAGUUCACGGAACAGUGGCUAUGGCCGACGUCAGACUGGAAGGUGGACGAGUUCAUGUCCAAGGUUUGGCGGCCUAGAUUGAGACAGAUUCGACAAGAAAGAGUACAAAUGUUCGUGGGGGACCAGGCACAAAUGCGCUACAUGGGCGUCGAGCUGCAUUCCGACGGCGAGGACUCUUUGACUAAGGAUAGAGAUGAAGAUGAUCGUUACGCUCAAUAUGAGCCUAACACAUGGGAGGAUUUUUACUGGAGAGAACAGCCUCCGCCAAACGCAGCAGCUGAGAAUGCAGCCCGAAAAAUCCAGUCCGAAAGCGACCUUCGAGAGAUUAGAGUCUUCUUCACCGAUGUUGAAGUCGCGGAAAUCCUCAAGGCAGCUGCCCGAGAAAACGGAAUUGAAGAUUACGACGCCUGGUUCAGCAUAAUUGAAAAGCUUGAUGCGCGGCAAAAUGAGGGUGUUUAA